UCCAUUCGUCCAAAAGGAAAAACAUUCCACUACAUCAACCACAAUUCAAAACAUCCUUUCUCUCUCUCUCUCUCUCUCUCUCUCUCUCUCUCUCUCUCUAAAACUCUUUCUCUCUCUAGAACAUUAACAACAACAUCUUCGUCAUGUCUCUUCGCGCGAGAGCCAAAUCCGCCAUUAAAGAGGGACCCUCCUCCUCGUCGUCCUCGUCCUCACAAUCUCACUCCCCACCACCACCACCACCUUCAUCGUCAUCGUCGUCGUCGUCGUCCUCGGCGCUCUCCCAGGCGCUCGCGGGGACCGCGUCGCUCGCGAAACUCCUCCCCACGGGCACCCUCCUCGCGUUCCAGCUCCUCACCCCGGUGUUCACCAACCACGGCUCCUGCGACCCCGCCGCGCGCCUCCUCACCCUCGCGCUCCUCCUCCUCCUCGCCCUCUCCUGCUUCCUCGCCUCCUUCACCGACUCCAUCCGCAUCCCCUCCCACGGCCGCCUCUACUACGGCCUCGCCACCCCUCGCGGCCUCCUCCUCUUCGACUACCCCCCGGCCCCGGACGACCCCCCCGACACCUCCCGCUACCGCCUCCGCCCCGUCGACUUCGUCCACGCCGCGCUCUCCGUCCUCGUCUUCGGCGCCGUCGCCCUCCGCGACGCGAACGUGCUCGGCUGCUUCUACCCGAGCCCCCAGGGGCCCCAGGCCCGCGAGGUGCUCGACGCUUUGCCCCUCGGCGUCGGCCUCCUCUGCAGCUUGCUCUUCGUCGUCUUCCCCACCACGCGCCACGGCAUCGGCUACCCCCGCUCCAUCGCCCCCGCCCCCUCCUCUUCCAACUAAAUCGUCGAACACCUUGCGUGCGUCGGUGCGCUCUCUCUCUCUCUCUCUACAUAUAUAUUAUAUUGUUUAAAUUGAAUUGUAUGUGUGGUUCGGAUCUAAGACACUGCGAUUAAUUUGUGUGCGUGAAUGGAUGAAUAAUAAAUAAUAACACUCGUUGAGGCAUUUCAUCGAA
Ananas comosus (pineapple) is the source of this 999-nucleotide messenger RNA. RefSeq lists its product as uncharacterized. The transcript has a single exon. Gene Ontology annotation, biological process: endomembrane system organization. The coding region runs from base 144 to 827 and encodes 227 amino acids. Lineage: Eukaryota; Viridiplantae; Streptophyta; Magnoliopsida; Poales; Bromeliaceae. The record is from RefSeq and is a predicted model, not a curated record.